Messenger RNA from Leptopilina boulardi, 3164 nucleotides. RefSeq names its product cullin-5 (gene Cul5). The record is from RefSeq and is a predicted model, not a curated record. Gene Ontology annotation, cellular component: Cul5-RING ubiquitin ligase complex; SCF ubiquitin ligase complex. Lineage: Eukaryota; Metazoa; Arthropoda; Insecta; Hymenoptera; Figitidae. The coding region runs from base 149 to 2536 and encodes 795 amino acids. Gene Ontology annotation, biological process: protein ubiquitination; SCF-dependent proteasomal ubiquitin-dependent protein catabolic process. Gene Ontology annotation, molecular function: ubiquitin protein ligase binding. The transcript has 11 exons.
AAUGAACGUUCCGGAAGGUCGAUCAUAAAGAAUCGAUUAUGCCAAGAAUUGAUUUCUCGAAAGAAUCGGGAAUCGAGUUACCCAACCCUAAUUCAGUGAAAAAAGCUUUCAGUCUUUUGAGUUGGCAGGAUAUGUCAAAAUUUUUGUGAUGUCAAUGUUGAGGGAGCGAGGGCAGUAUGCAUUUGAAGAAAAGUGGCCUUGUAUGCGUCCUAUUAUAUUAAAAUUGCUGAAACAAGAACCUGUAACUCAGGGAGAAUGGCACGAUUUAUUUUACUCUGUCCAAGUAUGCCUUUGGGACGAAAAAGGACCUGCAAAAUUGUGCGAUGCCCUCAAGGAAGAUAUAAUGGAUUUUGUAAAACAGGCUCAACAGAGAGUCUUAGCUCAUCAAGAAGAACAAGCUUUAUUGAAAGCUUACAUAGCAGAGUGGAGGAAGUUUUUCACACAAUGUAACUAUGCACCGUCACCUUUUAGGCAAUUAGAAACAUCACUAUCCGGAAAACUGGGUUCCAAUAUUCCAAAGAAGAAUCCCUGUGAUGAAAGCAUCGUAAGAAAGUUAAUGUUAGAUAGUUGGAAUCAAAGUAUAUUUGGCGAAAUAAAACAGAGACUUCAGGACUCUGCCAUGAGAUUAGUGCGUGCAGAAAGAAAUGGAGAAGCGUUUGACUCUCAACUGGUUAUCGGAGUUCGAGAGUCUUAUGUAAAUCUAUGUUCCAAUUCGGCUGAUAAACUACAAAUAUAUCGUGAGAAUUUUGAGGCAGCUUACAUUGAAGCAACCGAGAACUUUUAUUGGGUUAAAGCACCUGAACAAUUGUCAUUACAUGGCGUCGAAAAUUACAUGCGCUAUGCUGAAGCAAAACUCAGAGAAGAAGAGCUGCGUGCACAAAAAUAUUUGGAGCCAAACAGUGCUAGUGUGCAAUUGUUGACUGAUUGUUGUGUAAGAGUAUUAGUUGCCACUUUCAAACCUGCAAUUCUUGCAGAAUGUCCACGAAUGAUACAACAACAUCAAACUGACAAACUGCGACUCAUGUUAAAAUUAAUGGACAGAGUGCCUGACGGUGUUAUUCCAAUGCUGCGAGAUUUGGAAGAUCAUAUAGCAAAUGCCGGAUUAGCUGAUAUGAUGGCUGCUGUUGACGUUAUUACUCAAGAUUCUGAGAAAUAUGUCGAAAGACUCCUGGAUCUUUUUCGACGAUUUUCAAUUCUUGUAAAAGAGGCAUUUGAUGACGAUCCACGAUUUUUAACUGCCCGAGAUAAAGCGUAUAAACUUGUUGUAAAUGAUGCUACUGUAUUUAGACUAGAGUUGCCCGUUCGACAAGGAGCUUCUUCUUCUGCUGUUGCUGUCAUUUCUGCCGCUGCAGUUUCUCUCGCUGCUUUAAACAAUAAACCAAAUAGCAAUAACAACAUUCAACCUGAGUCUAAGUGUCCGGAAUUGCUAGCAAACUAUUGCGACAUGUUACUUAGAAAAACACCACUUAGUAAAAAGCUUACUUCUGAUGAAAUCGAAAGUAAAUUACGGGAUGUGUUACUAGUUUUGAAAUACGUUCAAAAUAAGGAUGUGUUUAUGCGUUAUCAUAAAGCUCAUCUAACAAGACGAUUAAUAUUGGACACAUCGGCUGAUUCUGAAAAAGAAGAAAAUAUGGUGGAAUGGUUGCGAGAAGUUGGCAUGCCUGCUGAUUAUGUUAAUAAACUUGCACGAAUGUUUCAAGAUAUCAAAGUUUCCCAAGAUCUCAAUCAACAAUUUAAAGAACAAUGUCGAGCUGUUAUUGCUGACAGUAUUAAUAUUAAAAUUUUAAAUGCCGGUGCGUGGGCGAGAGGAAGCGAGAGAGUGACUGUCAGUUUACCUCUCCAAUUGGAAGACUAUAUUCCAGAAGUAGAAGAAUUUUACAAAAAGAAGCAUAGUGGGAGAAAACUUCAAUGGUAUCAUCAUAUGUCAAAUGGAACGAUUACAUUUUCAAAUCAAGUUGGUCGUUUCGAUGUGGACGUUACAACGUUUCAAAUGGCUGUAUUGUUUGCUUGGAAUCAACGACCUCUUGAGAAAAUCUCAUAUGAAAAUCUCCGUCUGGCCACUGAACUUCCCGAUCCUGAACUGAGACGUACACUGUGGUCUUUAUGUGCAUUUCCCAAAUUAAAGAGGCAGCUUCUUCUAGUUGAUCCAUUAGCACAUAGUCCUAAAGAUUUUGCACAUGAUACGAGAUUUUGGGUUAAUCAAGAUUUUGCUAUUGUGAAAAACAAUAAACUACAGAAGAGGGGAAAAAUCAAUUUAAUUGGACGACUGCAACUUUCAACAGAGCGAAGUAAGGAGGAAGACAACCAAUCAAUUGUGCAGCUUAGAAUUUUACGACUGCAAGAAGCAAUUAUUAAAAUUCUUAAGAUGAGAAAGAAGAUUAACAACGCUCAACUACAAACUGAAUUAGUGGAUAUUCUGAAAAAUAUGUUUUUACCAAGUAAAAAAAUGAUAAAAGAACAAAUUGAGUGGCUUAUCGAGCAUAAAUAUAUUCGCAGGCAAGACGAUGAUAUUAAUACCUUUGUGUACAUGACAUAAUUCAAAUUUUGGUUAAAAGUGUUUAAGCUUUUAUUAUUAACUUAUAUAUUUUUGUAUAUCUGAAUUUCGUUUUAGAAUAUUGUUUUGUGAUUAUUUGGAACGUAAGAUCAUAUUUUAAUGAGACAGUUUUAAAAUAUGAUAUUUCUCCUAUUCUCCAUGCGUUCGGUACAUCAAACAAUUAAUACUUGUUCAAUAGACGUCUUUUCUACAAUUAUAAAAUUACUUUUCCCAAAGUUAAGAUUUUCUAACGUUAUUAAAAUUAUCAAAAAAUCUGCGUCUUUAUUUAUUAAAGAGUCUCUGAUAUUGAUAAUUAAUUAAAUUUAUACAAAUUCUAAAUUAAAUAAAAAGUAGAUACCCGAGCAUUAAAUAGGCAAAGGAACUGAUUCAAAUAUUUUAAUUUCAUAUCAAUUUUAACAAGAAACGUAUGCUAAACAAGGAUAAUAUUGGAGAAUGAUAUCAAUUUCUUCGUUUAAUGCAUGUCUCAAAAUCGCCUGUAUGUUUGUAAUUUUUUUUUCACAUGAUAAGAUUAACUUGUAUAAAGCAUUUGUAAUAUUAAAAUGUUAAGUAUGUAAAGAAACAAUGACUUAUUCCUUUACUGGAAUAAAUUAAAGGCCAAAUUUUUCACAAA